Sinocyclocheilus anshuiensis is the source of this 2096-nucleotide messenger RNA. It is a transcript of the gene cdk14, whose product is annotated as cyclin dependent kinase 14. NCBI's taxonomy places the organism in Eukaryota, Metazoa, Chordata, Actinopteri, Cypriniformes, Cyprinidae. Bases 1 to 1137 code for a protein of 378 amino acids. The record is from RefSeq and is a predicted model, not a curated record. Gene Ontology annotation, biological process: protein phosphorylation. The transcript is spliced from 13 exons. Gene Ontology annotation, cellular component: cytoplasm; cytosol; nucleus. Gene Ontology annotation, molecular function: cyclin-dependent protein serine/threonine kinase activity; cyclin binding; ATP binding.
AUGAUGGUGCUCUGGGCCUUUUGUGCUGCUCACAGUCCGGCGGCGAUGGAGUGGCCGCCCACGAGCCCAAAGUUCGGGAAAGCAGAUUCGUACGAGAAGCUGGAGAAGCUCGGCGAGGGAUCCUACGCCACCGUCUACAAAGGGAAGAGCAAGGUAAAUGGGAAGCUGGUUGCAUUGAAAGUGAUUCGUCUGCAGGAGGAAGAGGGAACGCCAUUCACAGCGAUUAGAGAAGCAUCUCUGCUGAAAGGCCUGAAACACGCCAACAUCGUGCUGCUCCACGACAUCAUUCACACCAAGGAAACCCUGACGCUGGUCUUCGAGUAUGUGCACACAGAUCUGUGUCAGUACAUGGACAAACAUCCCGGCGGCCUCCAUCCAGACAACGUCAGGCUGUUCCUGUUCCAGUUACUGAGGGGUUUGUCUUACAUCCAUCAGCGCUACAUCCUUCACCGAGACCUGAAACCACAGAACCUGCUCAUCAGCGACACCGGAGAACUCAAACUGGCCGACUUCGGUCUGGCCCGUGCGAAGUCGGUCCCCAGCCACACAUACUCUAAUGAAGUGGUGACGCUCUGGUAUCGUCCUCCAGACGUGCUGCUGGGAUCCACAGACUACUCCACCUGUCUGGACAUGUGGGGUGUCGGAUGCAUCUUCGUGGAAAUGAUCCAGGGAGUGGCGGCGUUCCCGGGCAUGAAGGACAUUCAGGAUCAGCUGGAGAGGAUAUUUCUGGUUUUGGGGACGCAGUCAGAGGAGACGUGGCCAGGUGUUCACUCUCUCCCGCACUUCAAACCAGAUCGAUUCACUGUCUACAGUCCCAAGAAACUCAGACAAGCCUGGAAUAAGCGGCGCUUCAUCACGUGUACUUCAGCCAUCUGCCCCCGAGACUCUGGGAGCUGCCUGACAUGUCUUCAAUCUUCAGCGUUCCCACCGUUAAGCUACAGCCGGAGUCUGGCGACAGCAUCCAGGUGUGCAGUAAGAGCCACAGUCACGGCAAAGCAACGUCAAACAGCAAACACUGACCCGGAGCCAAACAGGUUGGCGCUGUCAGCCUUCAAGAUGGAAAAAGAACAAAGAGGAGAACGAGACGGGAACGGCUCUUCAUGUUUAUUUAAAUUAUUUCAUUUUUGGCUGGUUUGACCUUCCAUGUGGGACUGAGAGCAAUUCAGUCAAAUCUGAGUUUUUUCCAUCAGGAAUGUCGUGUAACAUUCCCACAUCGACAGCAUGCGAACGACGUCCGGACUUCAAAAGGCAAUUAAUACGAACUGUUUGUGUAGCUACCUAUAUACAAAUGUUUGUACAGUUAAAUAUGUGUCUAUCUGAGAGAACAAACCAAAUGCCCUCUCACGCACAAUCACGCAUUAUCGAGACCAAGCUGGCAUUUCGCAUUUCCUGCAAUCUUCCACAUUAUUGGCUAUGGUAUGGUCCAGCUGCACUCCCAAUAACAAUGACAAUAAUUCCCACAAUAGUAGCUAGGGAUGCACUGAUGUAUCGGCCGAUAAUUAUCUGCACUAUCAGCCAACGACCGAUUAUUUAAAAAUAGCCAAUCAAAAGGUGGCAGAAAAACAUGUCAGACAGCAACUUGUCUUGUGUUGAAUUUAGGGCUGUCAACGUUAAAGCAAUAAUAACGCAUUAACGCAGCGCUGUUGAAUCAGCAACCCUAUAAAUCACCCAUAGUUCAAGCCAGGGUUACCAGAUCCAGUUUCCAUUUCACAGAACAUUAUUUGUAUUGCACCUCCUAUCCAAUAAUCGCAAAGAUCUUUGUGCUAUGUUACUUCUGAUAAAAAAACAAAGUCUCAGCUUUCAAAUCAUGUACAUUUUAUUAUUAAAUUCAAACAAUAAAUGCCGUUUUGACGCUCUUAAGUGUGGCGUGACGUAUUGCUGUAGUGCUUCAGUUUAAGGGGCAGCACCGAGUCUUUUCGCACUAAAUUUAAAUGAAUGAAAAUCUGAAGGUGUUGAAAGAUACAGUAUAACCUACCAAAAUUGAUCAUGUCUCAUGUAAUCCCUCAAUCAGUGUUUUAACGGAAAAAAACGUCAAAUAAAACGUUAUGAAAAGGUUAUGAGCAAUGUCACUUAACGUUGCAUUUAGCUCAGGAAAG